CAUUACAUCACUUCUAGUUCACGCAAAGCAACUUUAGGGUUUCAUCCCCUCUAAACUCGGUUCCUAUCAAUUCUCUGACGCUUAAAAUUCGAUCGUCAAUCGGAAACGCUCUUCAACUCCGUCGUAGUUGGUAAAAUGAACUGUGAAGUUUGUCAGCUCGAGGAAUUGGAAGUGGAGCACUUCGAGAUACGGGAAGUUCUGCGAUGUAUUCUGCACACAAUACUGUUCCAUAGGGCUCUAGGUCUUGUGCGGCCCAAAGAUGUUGAUCUUGAACUUUUUGAAAUUACAUAUGUCCAAUGUGGUGACAUGGAACUUGAAAAGAAAAUUGAUGAGAAGAUCAAUCAGUUCAUUGAUAGAGUUGAGAAGCACCCAAACAAGAAAAAUCAGAUAUGUUUAUCCUUCUAUGAAAUGAAAAACAAACAAGCAACAAUGACAUGGUUCACUAACAAAGUUGAGCGCUCACACUGGGAACAAUGGUAUAUAAAUUUGAAUGUGGUGCAACAACCGAAAGUGCAUUCUGGGAAGUCUCAUCAUUCAAAACUUGUAGUUGACCCAGGAGAGAGUAGUGCAUUGGAGGAGAGAAGCCAUAGACGGGCAGCACUGGAAGCAUCUCUUCGGGAGGUCUUGUUUCAGAUAAUAAAAUUUGUGAAUGAGAGAAAAGAUCAUGUUCCCCCCAUACCAAAUCUCGAAGGUGUCUCUUUUCCCUAUGAAAUUACUAUCUCAAGUUCAUCGGAUUCCGCAUUUGGGAUUGACAUGUUUAAAAGGAUGCUUCAGACUGGACAUCCGACCAUGCUUAGCUGAUAGAUGAAGCGCCUCACUCUGAGCUGCCAUUAGACCCCUCAAGCAUGGGAUCUGGCACUGGAGUUCCAAGGUCUUGAACCUGCUGCUGGAGUUGAUCUUCUCUCUGUAAGUUUAAUUUACCAUGCAUGAGCAUGUGUAAUAAGAUGAACUGGCCAUUCAUUAGGAUGAUAACAACUCCAGAAAAUACAUGCUUCACAAACAUGUGUUGGAUUUCAAGCUCCAUAUAAUUAUUCGAAGGCGCUUUAACAAAAAUGUAAUUAUUACUGCUCGUGAUGCGCUCAAGCAUGAAUAUUUCACUAGUCUGCAAUC
Molecule: messenger RNA, 1110 nt
Organism: Diospyros lotus (date-plum)
Lineage: Eukaryota; Viridiplantae; Streptophyta; Magnoliopsida; Ericales; Ebenaceae
Product: autophagy-related protein 101
Exons: 8
Coding region: 136-801 (221 amino acids)
Biological process (GO): autophagy; autophagosome assembly
Cellular component (GO): phagophore assembly site
Source: RefSeq, a predicted model, not a curated record